This is a messenger RNA of Anastrepha obliqua, 8533 nucleotides long. It is a transcript of the gene Elys, whose product is annotated as protein ELYS homolog. The coding region runs from base 286 to 8430 and encodes 2714 amino acids. The transcript has 10 exons. Lineage: Eukaryota; Metazoa; Arthropoda; Insecta; Diptera; Tephritidae. The record is from RefSeq and is a predicted model, not a curated record.
AAGCUAUUUACAUUAUUCCUUACACUCUCUACACGGUGCUACGCAACCCUGUAUCUGAACAAGUGUUUUGAAGCGCCAAUCGCAGUUGUCAAUAAAAUUGUUAGCAAUCACUGAACACACUCAGUCGGCAAGGAAUCUAAAAUAGGAGCAAAAAAAUCUUCCGUAUACGAAGUCCGCGCGAAAUUAAUAUAAUUUUUUAACAAAUUUCAAUUGAACGUGGAAGAUUUGUAAAAAAUAAACGUGAUUUUUAUUGAGUGAAACUGUGAAAUUUGGAAGUAGUUUGAUAUGGAGUGGUACGAGAUUGCAGUAGAUGGUGAGCGCACGGUGAAGUUCCCCUCGAGAACACUUCAGCCGGAUGCUUCUCAGCAUCAGCAUCAAAAACAUUUUCAACAAAGAGAUAUUGCGGCAGCAGCAGCUGAUGAAGAUUGUGCUGUGCCUCAACAAUUAGGCGGAAUCAUAAAACGCGGUGCGUGGAGUUGGUUAGCUAGCGGUAAUGCAUUGGAUAUCACUGCCCUACGUACAGGACAAACUAUUGCGACUUACGAAUUUACGGAAAUUCUCGGGUAUGACAACUGUUGCAUACGCUGUGUAGAAGAACUAUUUCCGGAAAACACUGAAACGGUUCUUUUGGCCGUAUGCUUGGAAUGCUUUCGCGCCGCAGGAGGUGGUUGCAGUUUUGUAGCAAUCUAUUCUAUAGAACAUGGUCGAGUAUUGAGUUGUAUUGAGUUGUCAUUACAUAUUACGGCAGCAGCAUUUGUGAGUGGAAAUUGUUGCCGGCGUUCAUUGUUACAAAAUUUCGAUGGCUGUUUAUCAGUGGGCAGCGAAGAAGGUGUUAUUUUACUUCUGGACUUAAAUAUAAAAAAGUUAUUGAGCGCGUGCGGUGAACGCAUGGGUGCACCAGUUGGGCAGCUAACUGAUACGAUAACAGUGUGUAAGAUUGCGGACUAUAAUUUACCACUUGCUGAGAUACAUAGAACAUUCCGACAAACCCGACAGGAUGACGCCCACUUUGGAUUACAAAUAGAAGUCAUCGACACCCCUUGCGCUGUUCAAUGUUUGCUACCCAUCGACGUGUCCUUGGGCUUAGCAAUUGGCCUCGAAGAUGGACGUUUGGCUUUCUACGAUUUGGCUGAAAUGCAAAUAUUUCACAUAGCCAUACCGCAGCCAAUGUAUGUAAUGGCCCCAGUAAUGAAGUUAUCGUAUCUAGAACCCUUAGAUGAUCCCCGUCAUUGCCUCUACGUUUGGGCGAUGCAUGAAAAUGGAGAAAAUUUGAAUGCAGUGCUGCAUACGCUUAUAUAUGAAAAGCGCUUGAUGGAAAAGGAUGGGUUUUACUAUUUCGAGUCUUUUCUCACGUGCAUACCACGUCUUCAACUGCCAUUGGAGUCGACCAAGAGUGUCGCCAUUGGUUGUCAGUCAAUUAGUAAAAUUCAGAAUAGCAGUUUCAAUAUUAGUUUAGGUAGUGGUCUCAAUGCCACACUUGCUGACGAAGAUGGAUAUUGUUUGAGUGCACUAACCUGGUAUUCCACACUUGAAGAGAAGAAUAAGCUACUCAUUUUUGAUUUGAAUCAAUGGUACAAAGAGGAAAUGCCAAAUAGCUUUAUGAAUCAGAAAUGUCCCAAUUAUCUGGCUGGUUAUGUGCUGAGUGGGCGCCAAUGUGCUCUAGGCGCUUUCCUUAAUCCUAGUACCAUUGCUCACUUCAAUUCGUUGCAGCGCUUUGAAGAGCAUUUCUAUCCGAAUUCUCUCAGUUUUGAUUGUGUACUCUUAUUGGAAGAUAGCACGCUGGGCUACACCUGGAUUGGUGCGCAAAAUAAAAUCAUCAAUGUGCUGCGUGCCAGUAACUCGAGCAUUUUCCUCGAACCGGAUAUGUAUUUUCGAGAGAUUUUGCGCGCGCGCUUAUUGCCGCAAUUUUCUGAAUUGAAUGUGGACUCCACAUUCUCUCGGCUUGCCAUUUAUGAAACGAUUUUAUGUGUGGCAUUGGAGCACAAUUGUUUUAGUCUGCUUCGUGAUUGUGCCAAAUGCUGGGCAGAUGGCAGUUUUAUGGGCUCCAAUUUCACUGCUACAACAGGUAUUUCACUCUCUACCCUUACCGAUUGGAUAUGGAAGCGCGCCACUGAAAUCAAAACGCGCUGCAAUGAUCUUUCGAAAGGUCUUUUCGACUAUGCCGGCUAUCCAUUGGAUCCGCGUGAGCAGAAAGAGUUGGGUUACUUAACACGUCAGCUUAAAUUACUCGCCGAUUUGCUUGGUGAGGUGCUAUCCACUGGAAAGCGCUAUAUACCUGAUAAAGUUUUCCUUAACCUCGAGACGCAAAACAAGUCGAUGAGAAUGGCAUCCGAGUACCAAGAUGUUUUGCUUUGGCUUCUUAACAUCCGUUUACUUCCAGAAAUGCAGCAUAAUCGUAACAAUCAUAAUUCAUAUAAAGAGCAUUCCAAAGCCAAAGAAGACAUUAAUUUUAUUCAAUAUCCUUACGAUGAUUUGAAAAAUUUAUAUACGCGUAGACGUGCCUUUUUCGCUCGCAUCAAUGAAAAUUUAAUCUCAAAAAAAACUGGUAGUUGUCGCUUACUCUUCAUAGAUGCACUCAUUACUCAUGAAUGCAAGGGUGAUGUCUUGCGUGAAUGUUGGCUGGAAAACGGAGGCAAUGGUCUUUAUCCUCCGCCUUCUAUUGAGGCCAUGCUACGUGUUAUGCUUGUGCCGGAUGUAGAGUUUGAAAGCAAAUGUGCAAUUUUGUUAUAUUUCUUUUUGGAUUUGCAUAUGACCAUCGACGAGCACGCGCACAAAGAAGUUGUGGAGAGUUUUGUAAAAUUCCCGAGCGUUUUCAAAUUAACUGCUGCUCUGAUCAAGACAGUGCAAUCGCUUUGGAAUCUAGAUCAUGGACUAUUUAUGCCCGCUGUCGAUGAAUUCAUAUCGCCCUUCAACAAUAAUCAAACGUACACCCAAUGGAUGCUUGAGCUACUCAUUGAAUCUCUACUGAGCCAAAACGCUGCCGACUUUGCGUUGCGCAUACUUGAAGCGCGUUCUACUCUCAUAUCUCCCGUACUGAAGCUAAAAACACUACUAGCCAACGAUCUAAUUUCCGAAGCCUUCCAUUUUUCGCGCUCCAAACAAGAUGACUCGCUACUGGAACUUUUUUUCAAAUGUUGUCUUUGCGCUGGUAAAUACGGCGUCAUACGUGAUUUGGCGCUAAGUGAGCGGGAGGGCCAGCUUGUACAACGCAUAUUACGCACCAGUAAAACGCAUGGUGCCGAAAACUUGCACUUCGUUUAUCUUUUGCAGAAGUCCAAAUAUAUUGAAGCCGUUUCAUAUUUGGAUGAGUUAUCGCGUGCGAAGAGUUUGCGCAUGAAUUACGGCAAUGAGGGCAUUGUUGUGGACAGUGCCGAUACGCCGAAUUUAGUGUUAUCCGCUUUCAAUACUACGAUGGCGCCAGUGACCCAAGGUUUGACAGAUGUUUACUUUCGUAUUAAAAAUAAAAUUAAGAAGAAGGAGGCAGACAAUCACUCGCCUGUGCCACUAAGUUGUCAGCUCAUUAAGCAGAAUGCAAAUAAUUUACUCGGUGGCAUUUACCACAGCUCAGCGCUGAGCGCACACUUUGCCACUUACUAUUGGGGGGAAAUGGGUGAUGAGCGGCAGCGUAAUGUCGCUUCCGCCAGCGCAUUGCUGAGUGCGAAUAAUGCGCCAUUCUUGCGAAAGCCGCAGGUAGAGACGUGCCAUCUCCAUAUGAAGCAGUCUGCUCAAAGUGGUGUGUCAUAUCCACAGCCCUAUAGGCUGACCGAGAAACGGACGCUAGCAGAACGAGAAAUGGAACUAGAUGACGCGACUGGUAAAGUGUCCACAGCGCUUAAUACGAUCGCACAGCCGCGUAAACGUCGUCGUUUAUUAGGUCAGGAAAUUAUCAAAGACCUAGGCCACUUCAUGCAAAUUAAUAAAACUGCAAGUCAGUUAACGGCACAUGGUUUUGAUAUGCAGACUGCAUACAAACCGGAAGAAAAUACAAAUGAGUUGACACCACAAAAAAUGCCUGCAGCAUCUACGGAGUUUCUGACGCAACCACUGAUAACGCCGCGGCGGCGCUUGAAUGCUCUUGAUGAAAGCCGUAGUGUGGGUUUGUCGACCACUACUAUUUCGGAGCUACAUAGCAUACUCAAAACAAGCAAUACACCAGAGAGAACCGAACGUGGUUACAGUGCGCGUCGUGAGCUGCAUUCGGCGAUAGAUGAAAGCAAGAAUUUACGCUUCAAAUUACCUGCUACGGAAAUAGUGGAAGAUUCUCCAGCGAAAUUGAAGCAUGGCGAUGCCAAAAUAAACACAGAUAUAGGCAAACGACGUUUAGUGUCUACAACAACUAUUAUCGAUGAAGCUGACAAAAACGUUGCGAAGGAUGAAAUGCCUCAUGCAACAGCGGAAACUCCAAAUGAAAUAGCUCAGGAGGACAUUGAAUUGGCAGAAGAUGAAGCCAUUGACGAACUGCUAAUUGAGGUGCGACACGAAAUACCGUCUUCCGCUACUUCUUCUCCAGCUAACCAAAAAGUAGUGAUGCAAGUCGUAUCAGGGGAACCGGAUUCUUCAAAAAGGAUUCAGGUUCUCGAAGAGGAGGAGGAAGCUGAAGACUUCUACUCACCACUUUCUUCCCGUAACAAUUCACUGAUUAUAGAAGGUGUACGUUCACCGAUUACAUCGACAACAACUACAUUCGCUUCAUCAGAUUACGAAUCAAAAACAUCCAAAGUAUUCCGUUUUAGUGGUCCCCAACCACGUAAACCACUAGCACGCCUUUCAGCUGAGCGCAGCCAAAGUCGUACUCCAGAAAAACAAAUGCCGGAGCGAAAGGAAGAAAAAGAAGAAAAUCAGCAAUCACCAGGUUGCGUAGAAAAACAGUCGAGUAGCAGGCACGCUAGCGUUACUUCCUCCGGGUAUUCGACAGCCGUAACUAAUGCAGUAGACUGCCGCAAACCGAGCUUCCAGAUAAAAUCUGUAAUGUCUUUGGCUAGCAGCGACUUUGCGCCAUACAGCUCAUCGUCAAAAAUAAGCUCAACUCUGUCGAAAUUCAACUUACAGGACACCACGGUACAAGAACAACGUGGCAAGCUCUCUGAAUGCAGUACAGUAGUUGGCAGCUUCAGUGUGGAAGAAAGCAGGUUUCCGGGAACUGAUGAAAUUGACAACAUGGAAAAGCCAACAGCUGCUUAUAUUCAGUUAAAAAGGACGGCUAGUGAGUUUGUGCGACCAACGACAGUACAGCAUUUGCACGCCAAUACAACACUAGACAUGAGUUCUUACGAAUUUACUCUAGCGGAGGAUGGCGCUAAACAAAAGGCAGCAGUCCUGAAAAGUAUGGAAACAGAUGAGUUAAUGAAUAUGGAUGAAGAUGUAGAACCUGAAAUUGAGGAAAUCAACGUCAACAAAGAGCAGCUAGUUCCAAAAUUCAAUGCUAAAAGUAAUGAUUAUGUAACCGCCCCGGCUGAGACUGACUUGUAUUCAGACGCGCUUGGCAUAACCGUGCAGCAUGCAACGGAUGUGGAUAUUGAGGAAAGUGAAGACUCCAAUGAUGUAGUUGCUUUGCUUAAUAACCCGGAAGCCGCGGUCGAGAAGCUUAAAAACCAAACUGCAGCCGACGAGAGUGAUAGUGAUGUAAUUAUCUUAUCGUCCUCUGCAUCGUCGCCGCAAAUGCAUGUUGACAACCAACAAUUUGAUUCCGACUCUGAAAGUGACAAUGACGAAUCUGAAGAGGGCGGAGAAGAGGAAGAUGUAAGCUAUGUACAUUAUACGCAUAAACCGAAUUCGGCUGGGAAUCUCAGUGAUUCAUCGUCUAUAGAAGUCAUCGAGGAAAGCCACAGCGAUGGUAGCGAUAGAUCCGGCUCCGGCGAAAUGACUAGAAAGUCAAUAUUAAGAACGAAUAUAUUGCAGGAAGAGCGAGAAGCAUAUGUACAUGCACCAGUAAAUGAAAACGAUUUUGAGGAGAGUAAUACUGGUGAGAAUACGCAACAUACAAAGAAAGAAAAAAGCAAAAAGGAAAAUAUCACAGAUAUCCAGAGUGAUAGCAAAGAUUCAUACAGCAAUUCUGCAUCGGUAGAAAAUGAAGAAAGAAUCGAGGUUGAAGAGGCUGCUUCAAGCUGUGCUGAUUAUGAAGAGUUGGUAUUGCGUGAAACUGUUGUUUUUGAGGAGUCCGAAGAUGAACAACAAGCAGAUGAAGACAACCAGGAAGCGGGUUCAUACUUCAGUAAAAGCGUGUUUGUGCAAAAUGACGCCAAAAUUACAAUAGAAGAAUUGAAAGUGAACGCAUACAAUGCAACCUCGCAAGAAAUCUACGUGGAGCUUGGCAGUGAUGUGUUUUAUUGCGAUGCCGAAACGACCAGCGAAAGCGUUGAAAUGUAUGGGAAAUGCGACGAUGAGAUAAAUGUUGUAGUUGCUAGUACUUCGAAGAAAAUCCUUACACAUACAGUGAACCUUACCGCAAAACUACCAGAGGAAUUGUUGCAAGGUGUUGAGAAACCGAAGCUAAAUGAAAAAGUUUCCACUCACUCUAUAAUUGAUAAAGACAUAAUUGAAGAACACAAAAAGGUCAAUAAAAAUAUUGGUAGUGAUGUCGCAGCAACUGUCGCAAACAAAAGACCGAUUUUUGCUACUGCAUCCCCGGAGGGCAAGAAUAAAUAUAGAAUUGAAGAAUCAGAAGAGGAAAAACAAAUCAGUUUGAGCGUGGGAGAAAAAGAAGAUACAAAAAAGGCUGAACAAUGUUUACAAGAAGAAGGGCAAAUAAGUAUGCGAGGGAAUGAAGGCGAAGAUAUAGAAAAGACUAAAAUUGAAGAACCGGAAGAGGAGGAUCAAAUUAGUUUGCACGUGGACGAAUGCGAUCUCAGUGAGGUUGAAUUAUUGGAAGUUGACGAAAAUGGGAAAAAUCCCACUACAGAAAAACAGUCAACAGUUAAGAGUACAUCAAAGACUGCAGAAGAAGACCUUGAAGAAUCUUCACAAAAGCCGCAAAGCCCAAAAUCUCACCUAUUAAGUGAAAGGGAGAGUAAAAGUGAACUCCGUAACUCUCCACAAAACGAUUCCAAAUUGCUGGAAAAGUCCUUGCGAUCGUCACAAAUCUCUGUUCCUGGUGAGAAGGCAUGUCUUAAACGCGAAUAUUCUACUUUAAACACUUUGUUAGAAGAAGGCGAAACCAUAACUAUUUCGUCAAUCCCCAAGAAUACACGUUACAGUCACCGAGGCACUUCUGUACCACCCCUAGUCGACUUGACUGCGAGCCCAGCAUUUGACGAAAUUAUUACACCACGGCGCAAUACACGAGGUAUUUCGAUGCCACCCCAAACCACAGCUCAGCAAGAGCAAGAAGCUUCAGUACACACGCCAGAAAGGAGUACCAGCAGUCGCCGCAGUAAUCGCGCCAGUUCAGCGCAACCCAGUGAAGAAAUGAUUGCUCUACUUGGCACACCGCGUACGCGACGGAGUUCACGAGGUGUAUCCAUGCCGCAUGAUGUUGAUGAAAAUGACAGUUUCAUGCGCUUGCGCACUGCCCGCGGCACUUCGGUACCACCUGCUACAAAAAUUGUCGCGCGUCGCCGUUCAACUUUGCUCGAUCCCGUUGACGAAAAUACGCCAGUAUUGGAUUCGCCAUCAACCCGUACACGCUCACGCAUGCGUCUGAAUUCUACUGAGAGCGAAUUGAAUUCGUCGAUUGUAAGCGGUAGUGAACAGGCCCCACAGUCCAAGCGAAAGCGUCGGUCUUCAAUAACGAGUAACGUCUCGGAGCACCAAACUACACCGAGCAGCAGACGUACGCGUCGCAGCAAUGCUGCUGCUGAAUCCGAAAUUACAACCAGCGAAGCAGGUUCACCAAAAACUCCUGUACGAAGGACACGCAGACAGAGUACCAAUGCAGAAAACCUAGACGCAAUGACGUCAAUAGAUAAGAACGAACAUGAAACACAAGAAUCGACGAACACAAAUGAAAAUGCUACGGAGGAGGUAUUAUACUCAUCAGCGCGACGCUUGACACGCACUCAACUGGCUAUUAUGGAGAAGUCGGCGGUGCUCAGAAAAAUUAAACCAGUUGAAGGAUUGCACAGUGGAACAUCCAAAUCAUCGCCUACAACAAAAGGUGCCCGGAAGCGUCGCAGUUCACGCUCCACGGUGCCCGACAGCGAUGAUGUCGAAUCGAUUUCAUCGCACAGAAGUAAUAUUUCUGGCACACAAAAGCGUCGUGUAACGCGCAGCUCGGUAAAGGAUAAGGAGGAGAACGAUGAUGAUUUGGUCAGUGUUGGCAGUUCUGUGGGAAGUGAACGGCUGUAUAUGUUGCGCUCCAAAGAACCUAAAAGCUCACCGAAUACUACUUUGGGCACCAUACUAGAAGAUGAAGGGGAAGAAGCGGGACCAAAGAAGCGUUCUAUGCCAAUCAAAAAGCGUUUGUCUAAGUCACAUGGGGAACCCAGUCCAUAAGGUCAAUGCUCACUUUAUAUAAUAUAUUUUUGUUGUUGCAAUUUGUAAAUUGGGCAGAAAAAUGUCAAUAAACGCUAUAAGCAUUGAAAAUUUCUUACACACA